GCAGCUGCAACACUGCUCUUUUCAUGUAUUUAUGUGCUGAUAUGGUAUAUGACGGGGAAAAGAAACGGGUUUCUCUUCUGGAAAAAGAAUAGCAGCAAAACUGAAAGGCAUUACGAGGCCAUGAUAGUAUCGUAUGGAUCACUCGCUCCAAAAAGAUACAUAUACUCAGAGGUAAUGAAAAUAACGUCUUCACGCAAUAAGCAGCUUGGUCAAGGUGGUUAUGGCGUAGUUUUUGAAGGAAAACUACGUGAUGGUCGGUUUGUUGCUGUGAAAUUCUUGCAUGACUGCAAAGGAAACGGGGAGGAGUUUGUGAAUGAGGUUGUGAGCAUUGGCAGGACCUCUCAUGUGAAUAUUGUUAGCUUGUUUGGAUUUUGUUUGGAGGGAUCAAAACGUGCUCUUAUAUAUGAGUACGUGUGCAAUGGUUCCCUAGACAGUUACAUCUACUCAGAGAACCCAAAAGAAAUUUUAGGAUGGGAGAGGCUCUAUGGAAUAGCGAUUGGGAUAGCUCGCGGACUAGAGUAUUUGCACCACAGCUGCAAUACACGGAUCGUCCAUUUUGAUAUUAAGCCUGAAAAUAUCCUUCUAGACCAGGAUUUUUGCCCAAAGAUUGCCGAUUUUGGUCUAGCUAAACUGUGUCGUACCAAGGAGAGCAAGCUUUCAAUGAUUGGUGCAAGAGGAACAAUUGGAUUCAUAGCUCCAGAAGUUCACUCACGAAACUUCGGAGUUGUUUCAACAAAGUCAGAUGUUUACAGUUAUGGAAUGAUGUUGCUAGAGAUGGUUGGAGGCAGGAAAAAUGUCAAAUCAGUAGCGGAAAAAUCCAGCGAAAAGUAUUUCCCGGAUUGGAUUCAUGACCACUUUGCUCAAGAUGAUGGAUUAGAAGCAUGUGAAGUUACAAGUGACAUUGUGGAAAUUGCAAGAAAGAUGACCUUAAUUGGCUUGUGGUGCAUACAAGUAUUACCUGUUUAUCGUCCUACUAUAACCAAAGUUCUAGAAAUGUUUGAGAGAAGCUUAGAUGACAUGGCCAUGCCACCCAAGCAGAACUUCUGUGAAUUACUUGAAACUUCAGCUCACAAUAUGGAUGUACAAAGUGCAAGUUCUACCAGAUCUGAGGAGACAACCUUUGUGAAUUCAAAAGUCCAACAACAAUUGCCAAAUUUUUGAGCAGAUAAGCCCUAGAAUACUAAAAAAACUAGGUUCAUUUCCAAUUCAUUGAGAAGGUGAUUGUACUAGAUUACGUUAUGAAAUCGAACAAGCGCAACUAAACUCGACAUUGUAUCAUACAGUGUAUUCCAUGUAUACAUGACCUAGAUUCAAGAAUAUCGGCAUUCCAUAUAACAUAUGGGAUAAAAAAACCUUUGAGAAAGAAAAAGGAAUAAAAAGUGUUCAAUGA
This is a messenger RNA of Hordeum vulgare subsp. vulgare (domesticated barley), 1390 nucleotides long. Its product is annotated as LEAF RUST 10 DISEASE-RESISTANCE LOCUS RECEPTOR-LIKE PROTEIN KINASE-like 2.1. The record is from RefSeq and is a predicted model, not a curated record. Gene Ontology annotation, molecular function: protein kinase activity; ATP binding. Gene Ontology annotation, biological process: protein phosphorylation. Lineage: Eukaryota; Viridiplantae; Streptophyta; Magnoliopsida; Poales; Poaceae. Bases 49 to 1161 code for a protein of 370 amino acids. The transcript has 2 exons.